GCCUCGCGGCACGCUCGGGCGGACGACGCCUGGUUGGUGAUCGGCGGCGAGGUGUUCGACGUCACGCCCUGGCUGGAAGACCACCCAGGCGGGAGGAUGCUCCUCCUGUCCUUCGCGGGGCGCGACGCCACCGAUGCCUUCGAGUCCGUCGGGCACUCGGCGCUGGCGAGGCGCGAGAUGCGGAGGCUGCGCGUGGGCAGGGUGCAGCGCGACGACGAGCCGCACAACGCCGGGGGCGGGGCGCUCGUGGGGCGCAAGGCCACGCUGACCGGGGGCAGGGCCACCUCCUCCGCCGAUCUCUGCGAGGCGGCCCCGAGGGCGGACGAGCGCGGCGUCUGGAGGGUGGAGGAGCACGGCUUCCUGCCCCGCAGCGACCCCGUCGGCCUCGAGGCGCUCCACGGCACUGGUUUCGAGGCAUUCGCGAAGCUGGCCGACGACCUCCCCGCGCUCGGCGUCGGCGGAGACCUGAAGGCGCUGCUGGACUCGGACGUGGAGCUGCAGCGGCAGCUGAGGGCCGCCGCGAGCGACGUGAGCCUGCUGUCGGACGACGAGGCGGAGCGCGCCUUCGCAGUCGUCGGCUACACCAUGCGGGAGUACACCCAGGGCAUCGACGUCUCGCGGUGCGCCGGUGCCGCUGGCGGCGACGGCCAGCAGGGGGGCAGUUGCGGGAGGGACGCCUGCCCGGCCGCGCGCUUGCCCGCGUUCCUCGCGGAGCCCCUGCUGGCCCUCAGCGGCCGGCUGCAGCGCCCACCGAUGAUCGACUACGCCUCCUCGGUGUGCGCGAUGCGGCUCACGGGCCUGCUCGACGAGGAGUGGUUCUUCAAGACGCACGUCGUCAUCGAGUCGGAGGCGUCGCACGUGGUUUCGGCUCUGAUCGGUGCCAUGCGGUCGGGCGAGGAGUCGGAGCUGCUGGAGCACCUGGUCGCCCUCGAGGACGCGAUGUGGCGGGUCGUGCGGGCGUGCCUGCCCAUCAUGUACGAGCGAGACACGUCCGGCACACCCAAGUGCAGCCCCGACGUGUUCUACACGAUCCUGAGGCCGCUCAUCAAGUCCGGCGAACUGGUCUUCGAGGGCGACUCGGGGCCGAGCGCACUUUCCCUGAACGGGCCGUCGGGGGCCAUGAGCACGCUGCUCCCAGCCGUAGACGCUGCGCUGGGCAUCAAGAUGACGUCGGAGAAGCUGCGCGAGGCCCUUGACCAGUUCGAGCUCUCGAUGCCCCUCGGCCACCGCGAGUUCCUCGCGGAGUUGCGCGGGCAGCCCUCCAUUCGGGAGCGCCUCAUGUUCGCCCAGCCGAGCGAUGGUGCUGGCGAGGACCAACACUCCGCGGCGGUGCGGUCCUUCAACCGCUGCAUAUCCCGCGUCCUCGACUUCAGGUGGCAGCACUGGACGUACAUCAAGAACUUCAUCCUCAGGCCCGGGAAUAUCUCGUACGGCCUGGGCUCGGGUGGCACCACCUUCGACUUCCUGCAGCAGCACAUCACCGACACCGAGCGCGCUCGGCUGACCGAGCUCGGCGGC
Prorocentrum cordatum is the source of this 1518-nucleotide messenger RNA. NCBI's taxonomy places the organism in Eukaryota, Dinophyceae, Prorocentrales, Prorocentraceae. The record is from the annotation of a GenBank genome assembly.